AUGACGGAUCAAGACACAGAUCUGACCGCUAAGGUUGUUAGCGUCACUGAUACUGAUCUCUCCACAUCCGCAUACUUGCCUAUGAAGCCAAGUCAACUGUCGCCUUCCCCUGUCCGUCAAGGUCUCCUCAAUGGCCCUCGCAUCACCAUUCACGUGGGCGAUACAUCCGUUACCAAUAUCGCCAAGCGCGCUGCGAUGGCUGCUUCUUCUGUCCUCCACAAACACUUCAUCACCAACCCUGAGUCAUUUGAAUAUCGUUUCUCGCGUGGUCAGAUUCACCCUGGUGCCGUCAGUUUCCUGCUCAUCGGCUGGAUGCAAGAGACGUGCAAAGAGUUCGAGGCCUAUGCCGUCCCAGCUCAGAAAACCUUUGGCGAAGACGUUGCUAUCUUGCGCGCCGCUCGCUUGUUAGGCAUGGAGCAAUACUGCCGUCAUAUACUCAUCAGCUAUGUGGACUAUCUCAAGACACAGCUCCCCAGCUACGAGGAGAUCAUUGCUGUCGAACAGAACGCCACCUCUGAUAAAGACCCACUCUGGACUGCCAUGGUCAAUCACCUCUGCCACGAUCGCUUCAAAGGACUCAUACCCGAUGCUGAAGAUUUCGAGGCGUUUCUAGAGAAGCAUAACCGUCUGAAGAAGGCUAUGGAGUCCGCUGAUAACUUCUUCGCUAGAUACGCGAAGAAGCAGGCUGAGGGCCGGGAGAAAGAGCGCCGCCAGCGUUAG
This is a messenger RNA of Alternaria atra, 720 nucleotides long. RefSeq lists its product as uncharacterized. The transcript has 2 exons. NCBI's taxonomy places the organism in Eukaryota, Fungi, Ascomycota, Dothideomycetes, Pleosporales, Pleosporaceae. The coding region runs from base 1 to 720 and encodes 239 amino acids. The record is from RefSeq and is a predicted model, not a curated record.